AGAUGUGUGAAGAUGCAAAGGCUGGAAGUUUGAUUUUUUUUUUCUUAAUUGAUUUAUUUGUAUUUAUGCUCUAUUUUUGCGGUUGAAAUGUUUGAUCGAACGAAGUAUAAUCUGACUGCAUGAUUUAUUUUCAUUUCGCGUUUUGAUGCGAUUGUCAUUUCUGAUUCUUUUUUUAGUUUUUUUUUUAAAUUCUCGAGGCUCUUGACGAAUCUGUAUAUUCCUUCUCAAUGUUUGUUUUCUUUUAUGUCCAUCUCGUUUUCCUCACUAUCAUCAUCAUCAAAAGAAAAAACAGAGAAUUCCAAAACUUCCGUGUUUUACCACCAGCGUCUCCCUUGCCUCCGUUUGCGAGGGCCGAGGGCGCCCUCCUCUCGCAGGGGCGUCGUGCCCCGAGCCUCGAGUGGCAGCGUCGCAUUCCUAUGUCGGGAGGCUGUGUAAAUUUUGUUGUGUUAAGCACCCUUGAGCGGAGACUCCUUUGCCGCCCGUGUUGGGAGAGGCAGCGGCGCGCGCACUGUUUGUGUAUUCAGGCGCGCUGUAGAGCCAUGGCGGAGGCGAGGACGGGUGAAAAUACGUCAUGCCCCAACAUGCACUUUGUUCGCCCACCCGCCUUCUCUGUCCGCGGCUCGAUCCCGCUCAGGGUUCAUGCAAUCGGAGACCACGUGAAACUUUUGGUGGAUUGGUAUAAAGUUACCUGGAUCCUUUGGCCGCGAGAAUCCAUCGUUGAUCUCGAGUCCCCGCCGAGGAUCCGCCCGAUGGACGUCAUUGCCCCUGGUCCUUCGAGGUUGCAACAGCAAUUUAUUGUCAGUGAUAAGUGCGAAUUGAAGAUAAGACAAUCAGCAAAUACAGCAAUGUGUACUUUGCCACAUGAGCGGCCCCUGGGGAGAUGCCCCCCUCCAGAGCUGCUGGUGCAUUCCCGGGUCAGUUUACUCCCAGCACAACAGGCGUCGUGUGGCGUGGGUUUCGGACUGUUUGUAGUCGUUCUAAAUUCGCCCACGCCCACUUGCGUUUCAGCCCAUGUGUCCCCCGCCGCCCACAGUGAUUCCCUCCGGCGAGACCACAUCCCGCCCGUGCACACGUGGGCUGAGAAUGAGUUACUCCAUGUCGUCAUAAGUCUUGCAUUGGGAAGUGACCCUCAUGCAAAAUCGCCUGCUUGA
This is a messenger RNA of Penaeus monodon (black tiger shrimp), 1151 nucleotides long. RefSeq lists its product as uncharacterized. The transcript has 5 exons. NCBI's taxonomy places the organism in Eukaryota, Metazoa, Arthropoda, Malacostraca, Decapoda, Penaeidae. The record is from RefSeq and is a predicted model, not a curated record. The coding region runs from base 228 to 1151 and encodes 307 amino acids.